Messenger RNA from Microstroma glucosiphilum, 734 nucleotides. RefSeq lists its product as hypothetical. The coding region runs from base 41 to 277 and encodes 78 amino acids. The record is from RefSeq and is a predicted model, not a curated record. The transcript has 2 exons. Lineage: Eukaryota; Fungi; Basidiomycota; Exobasidiomycetes; Microstromatales; Microstromataceae.
GAUCACCACCACAGCAUCACUAUACCACACAAGAGCAAUAAUGGCAGACCCAAGCUACCUUAACGCCCAGCCAGGCUUCCUCAAUGCAUCAGGACGCAGGGGACCCGCCCCUCCUCCCAAGUCCUCCAACCCUCUGGUACGCUUCUGGAACGAGGAAAUUGUCAACCCUGAGAAGCAGCCAGGAAACAUGGCCAUUGCUUGGGGAGUCGCUGUUGCACUCGCUGGCAUCACCGUCAUCAGGGCAGUUGGAAAGGACCUGCUAGUGCCGGCCUUCUAAGUCAACGCUGAAUGCAAAGAGAAGAGGGAUGGAAGGGAAGAGAAGGGGCGAGAGCACACUCAAGACACCUUCGAUGCUUCGAACACUCUCAGAGCGGGCCUCUUAUUGGAAGAGGCAGUGUAAUACGGACUGUACCGACUAGCUAUACAUACCAUCACUUCUUCCUUGUUCCCUAGGGUGGAGUAGCCCGAACGUAUGAUCGCUUAGCUCCCAUGCGGCGGAGGAAGCGAGACAGGGCACCAGAACUGAUGCACAUUCAGAAUGUACCAGUCUGCGACCCAGACUUUGAGGAUGUAUCGUGCAGUCAUACGACAGAGCCGAUGUGAGAGGAUGAGAGGAGGCAAACAAUUCAGGUCUCUCGCCGAAUCCGGUUCCUGCUCGACGCACAAACGGCGGGCACACUUGAGAGAGCUUGAUCUGCCAAUGCUUGCAUACAAAAAGAUUCAGAAGAUACAAG